AUGGAAAACGAGAUGCUCUGGGAGGUCGUGCUGAGCUACCUGGGCGACGGGGCCCGCGCGGCGCGCACCUGCAAGCUCGUGAACGUGGCCGCGCGGUCUCGCGCGUCGCGGCCCUUCUUCCUGACGGCCGUGCACGCCGGGCCGGCGCCGGAGGCCGCGCCGCCGAGCCCCGCGCGGCUGCGAUCGGCGGCGAAGCGCAUCGGCGGCUUCCUGCUCCGCCAGGCGCGGCGGCGCCUCGGAUCGGACGCCGGCGCGGCGGGCGCGGGCGACGACGGCGGCGCCGCGGAGGAGGCGCCGCGGGGGAACCGGGCCGCGGCGGCCGUGGCCGAGGUGCUGGGCACGCUGUCGCUGCCCGCGGCGCCGCACGUCGCCGUCGUCCUCGCGUCCGGGACCUGGGCCGGGUGUUUAGGAGACCUGCGGGCCGCGUUCCGCGCGGCCUUACCCGCGACGACGAUCGUCGGCGGCGCGGCGCCGGGCGUGCUCUGCUCGACGGCCCACGCCGUCCGCGAGCUCGAGCCGAGCGACGACGCCGGCGGCUUCGCCGUCGCGCUCGUGCGCCUCGGCGACGAGGGCGCGCUGCGCGCGCGCUACGUGCCCGCGCGCGGCGACCCGCACGGGCCCGCGCCGGCGGCGUCGGGCCGCCUCGACGUCGACGGGGACAAGCCGCCGCGCGCCUGCCUCGUGUUCAGCGAGGACGCGCGCGCGGCGCACGCCGCGCUCCGCGAGGUCACGGACUUCAAGGACGCGUGGCUGGCCCGCGGCGCGCGGCCCUGCGCGGUGUCCGGCGGCCUGCUGGGCGCGGAGCGGAGCGUCGACACGGGGUCGCUCAUCUUCGACGCGGCGCCGGGCGUCGGCGACGGCCUGCCGACGCUGCCCGCGGGCGCGCCCGGCGGCGCGCUCGUGCUCGCGUUCGUGGGCAAGGGCGCGACGUGCUCGUCGGCCGUGAGCCGCGGCGCCGAGGUCGUCGGGCCCCACGUCUACGAGGUGCGGGAGACGUCGCAGCAGCGCGUCAACGUCUGCCCGGGCCACUCGAUCACGCUCGAGAAGGUCCGGGGCCUGUCCGUCGCCGCGGUCCGCGACGGCGCCGGGGCCUUCGUGCGCGUGGACCGGUCCGACGACCUCGUGUCCCCGGGCGCGACGCUCCGGACGCUGGUGAACAGCGUCGGCGGCCUGCCGCGGCCGCUGUUCCUCGGGGUCCGCGCGCGCGGCGGAGGCGGCGCGGUGGAGACGACGGGCUUCAACCUGCUGAGCCCCCAGCACCUCGACGACGACGGCGCCGUCGCGCUGGACGGCGACGUGCCCGAGGGCGCGCGCGCGGCCUGGCACACGCUCGACGCGGCCGCGUCGGUCAAGGAGCUCGAGGCGGCCGCGGAGGCGAGCCGCGUCGCGCUGCGCCUCGCGGGCGCGCGCGCCGCGGCGCUCCGCGGCGGCCUCGACGAGACACUGAGCGUGCUCGGGGCCGUCGUCUUCACCUGCAGCGGCCGCGGCACGAACUUCCACCGCGCGCCCGACCGCGACUCCGCCGCGCUCCGCGCGGGCCAGCCGCGGCUCCCCAUCGUCGGCUGCUUCUGCAACGGCGAGAUCGGCCCGCCGCCCUUCCACGAGAUGGGCGGCGGCACGUCCUCCGAGGCCGACCCCCACAUCGCGGGCUUCACGUGCUCCUCCGUCAUCUGCCGCCUCGACGGCGCGGACGACGUGGACGAGCCCGAGACGCUCCUCCCGCCGCCGCCGCCGCCGGAGGGCGAGUGA
Aureococcus anophagefferens is the source of this 1749-nucleotide messenger RNA. Its product is annotated as expressed protein. Gene Ontology annotation, biological process: protein polyubiquitination; positive regulation of proteasomal ubiquitin-dependent protein catabolic process. The record is from RefSeq and is a predicted model, not a curated record. Lineage: Eukaryota; Pelagophyceae; Pelagomonadales; Pelagomonadaceae. Bases 1 to 1749 code for a protein of 582 amino acids. The transcript has a single exon.